UACAUCCUUUCGGGCUCUGACGACUUCAAUUUGUAUAUGUGGAGGAUUCCUCCAGAUCCAGAAGCAGGUGGCAUCGGCAGGGUUGUCAAUGGUGCUUUUAUGGUAUUGAAAGGUCAUCGGUCAAUUGUAAACCAAGUGCGGUUUAAUCCUCACACUUACAUGAUCUGUUCUUCUGGUGUUGAAAAGAUUAUAAAGAUCUGGAGUCCUUACAAGCAGCCUGACUGCACAGGGGAUCUGGAUGGUAGAAUUGAGGAUGAUUCACGUUGCCUCUACACUCAUGAAGAGUACAUCAGUCUUGUGUUGAACAGUGGUAGUGGUUUGUCCCAUGAUUAUGCCAACCAAUCAGUCCAGGAAGAUCCACGGAUGAUGGCCUUUUUUGACUCCCUGGUGCGCCGGGAGAUCGAGGGCUGGAGUUCUGACUCAGACAGCGACCUCAGUGAGAGCACAAUCCUGCAACUCCAUGCAGGAGUAAGUGAACGCUCCGCUUACAGCGAGUCAGAGUCGUCCGCCUCUCUGCAUCACUCCCCACCACAUGCAGCUGAAGAGUCUGAUGAAACUGCCUAUAACUUAAGGGCCUUAAGAUCAACUGAAUCCCCCUCAGCCAGAGAAGAUGUGGCUUCCCGUCAGCAGAGGCUCUCUGCGCUGAGAAAGUAUCAGGAUAAACGUCUCCUGGCCCUUUCCAAUGAGUCUGACUCUGAUGACAAUACCUGUGAGGCGGAACUAGAUACAGACCUUUUCCCACGGCCACGGUCCCCGAGUCCUGAGGAGAAUGAAUCCAGCAGUUCCAGCAGCAGCAACAGUACAGAAGACGAAGAGGAACUGAAUGAACGACGCACAUCUAUGAGGCAACGAAAUGCACUGAGGCACCGACAGAAGGUGCAAAAAGAGGAAAGGACUAGCACUAACACAGAGAAUGUGACCCCCUACAUAGGUGAGGACAUCUAUGAUUACCCCCAGAUCAAAGUAGAUGAUCUUUCUUCUUCUCCAGCUUCUUCACCAGAAAGAAGUUCAGCCAACAAAGAAGUUCUCAAAGAAAGGACAUCUCCUUGUUCAGACAGUGAAUCAGUGGAGAGAAAGAUUUACAAAGCUUACAAAUGGCUUCAUUAUUCUUAUAUAUCAUAUUCAGCUAGUAAAGAUGGUGAAUCCUCCAGAGGAGAUGGGGAGAAUGAUGAAGGGAAGCCAGGAACUAGUGGAAGGCACAGUACAGCACACUCACUAAGUAAGGAAGAUGCUAGGAGCUUGAGUUCAGUAAUUCCUCAAGGUUCCUCAGCUCUUCCUACUGAAAGCCACAACAAAGAAACUUUGAAGGAGUGUGGCUUGAAAGAAAAUUCUAGUAAUGGUCAAGCUCAUGAAUGUGACAAUCAGCGGUGGAUGGAUGGUCAAGAAAACACAUCUGAAGACACUAGCAGUGGAGGUAUAGAGCAUUCUUUUGAGAAUAAAAAGCUCAAUGGGAAAGCUAACUGCAAAGGGCUAAAGAGUUGUGCUGAAGAACCUUGCAUUCAGACUGCAGGACUUGUGGAACAGAAAAAUAGUCAGAACUGUCAACCAGCAUCAAGCCAUCACUCAUUGGUCCCUCCAUUCUCUGCUGUUGCCAUCUGUAGCAUGUCGGGUCACUGCUCUAGAAACCAGACUGAUGACAGUGAGGAGAGGAGCCUUGACACCUCCUGUGUUAACCACAACAACGGCCACUUGCAUCUUCGCCCUUCAUGCCUCAACAAUGGACAGAGUUUUGGAGAGCAGGAGACUGUGACGCAAGGACUACAGGUGCACUCAAAUGCUGAUAAUGGCAGCCUUGCACAGAUGGGUGUGACCUUGCACAAAGACUGCUGCCUGUCUGAAAUGGACUCCAACAGCUACAAUGUGAGCACAAGAGAGGAUACUGCUGACUUGCAUCCUGCAGGCAGUGAGAGCACUCAAUCUCUCGGAGGACUGAAAAGACACAGAGCGGAGUUGGAAGAUGCAGAUUCAGAGAGUUCAUCCUUAGAAAAGAAGUUAAAAACAUGA
This is a messenger RNA of Pterocles gutturalis (yellow-throated sandgrouse), 2004 nucleotides long. RefSeq names its product DDB1 and CUL4 associated factor 5 (gene DCAF5). The record is from RefSeq and is a predicted model, not a curated record. The annotation marks the transcript as partial. Gene Ontology annotation, biological process: negative regulation of fatty acid biosynthetic process. NCBI's taxonomy places the organism in Eukaryota, Metazoa, Chordata, Aves, Pterocliformes, Pteroclidae. Gene Ontology annotation, molecular function: protein binding. The transcript has 3 exons. Gene Ontology annotation, cellular component: cytoplasm; Cul4-RING E3 ubiquitin ligase complex.